Messenger RNA from Brienomyrus brachyistius, 3389 nucleotides. RefSeq names its product unc-93 homolog B1, TLR signaling regulator (gene unc93b1). The record is from RefSeq and is a predicted model, not a curated record. Gene Ontology annotation, biological process: toll-like receptor signaling pathway; toll-like receptor 9 signaling pathway; toll-like receptor 3 signaling pathway. The coding region runs from base 909 to 2726 and encodes 605 amino acids. Lineage: Eukaryota; Metazoa; Chordata; Actinopteri; Osteoglossiformes; Mormyridae. The transcript has 13 exons. Gene Ontology annotation, cellular component: lysosome; endosome. Gene Ontology annotation, molecular function: Toll-like receptor binding.
UAUUGGCAAUUUCUAAACAAGCCGUAUUGCCUUCGCAAACUCUCCACUACGAAGCAUAUCUUUUUGUCAGUCAUCACAGUCCUCUUCCUGUAAGGGACGCUUUCAGAUGGACUUUGAAAUACUAGCUUUUGGACCCGCAGUUAAUGUAAAAUUAGAGGUACUGAACUUUUUAAAGCUCUUAAGAGAAGCACGAGGUUCCACGGUCGCACAGCUAACCUGAGAGUCUCCACCCAUUUAAGCAGCUCCAGGGGGUGCAUUGGUUGGUUUUGAUUCCCCCCCCCUAUAAUUUAUGCUCAUGUGUAGAUCCCAUCGUUUUUAGUUAAUCUUUAUUUUAUUUAUUAAAGAUAUUUUAUGCACUUACACUAACACGUAUUAAAUAACACUAGUAUGAUUUCAUGUGAUUCAAGUCAUUUUCAGUAUUAUAUAUCCAUCCAUCCAUCCAUUUUUCAAACCGCUUAUCCUAUCGGGUCGCGGGGGGUCCGGAUCCUAUCCCGGAAGCCAGUAUUAUAUUUGUCAAAAUUGUUCUUAAAUGAUUUAAACUAGUCAUUUACCUGAUAUAAUAAUGAUCUAUAGUCAUUGCAUAUAAUACUUAUAACUAUUUAAAGAUGUACAGAUUGAAAGUGAGCCCAAGUGGCCUGAUACCUUGCAAUUACAUUACAGGCUUAAAGGCUAAUAACACCACUGCUGUUUCUUUAAGAACAAGAGGGAAGGGCGCCCAGUUUCAUUUCCCCCUUUGAAAAAGUCGGAUUAUAAAUUGUGCAUUUUUAUCGCCCGGUGCAGUAGAAAGAGGAACGUCAGCUUCUAAUUCAUGUCCUGCAAGAAAACCAUACUGAAACUUAAAGAUGGCUACGGUUUAUUCUCCUGCCUAGGUUUUAAGAUUCACCAGUCCACGAAAGAAAUCUAACAAGAUGGCAGAAGCACGGGCUGAAAACGUGUAUAGUGAAGCUGUGCUUGUUGGCCCGCCACCUGUUGGUGAAACAGAGUUAAUGCAGCCAGAUGGAAGCGGGCAGGCAGAGAUGGAGUUUCUAGGUCCUCAUACGGAAUAUGACGAGGAAGAGGAGGAGAAGAAGUAUUACCGCAGGAUGAGGCUGGGCGUGGUGAAGAACGUGGUGGCGGCCAGCCUGGGCGGAAUGAUCACUUACAGCGUCUACCUGGGUCUGCUUCAGAUGCAGCUUAUUCUUCAUUAUGACGAGACGUACCGGGAGGUGAAGUACGGCAGUUUGGGCCUGGAGGAUAUUGACAACAAGAUACUCAUGGGGAUCAACGUCACGCCUAUUGUGGGCCUGCUCUACACCCCCGUCCUAAUCCGGUUUCUUGGCACCAAAUGGAUGAUGUUUCUUGCGUCUGGAAUCUAUGCUCUCUUCGUAUCGACCAAUUACUGGGAGCGAUACUACACCCUGGUACCAUCGGCCGUUGCUAUUGGAGUUUCCAUUGUCCCCUUGUGGGCCUCGCUAGGGAAUUACAUCACCAGAAUGGCUCAGCAGUUCUAUGAGUUUGUCAACUACAAGGAGGAGCAGGAAGAACAGAGAAGGACCGCCAAGGGGGCGUGUAAUCGAUACAUCAUCAUUUUCCAGUCUGUUUUCUACGUCAUUUUCCAUCUGAGCCUGGUCUUUGCUGAGCUCCCCAUGCUUCUCUUCUUGAACAACUUCCUCACUGACUAUAAUCACACACUUUGCAACGUACAGAGCUGCGGCGCGACGUCGUCCGGGGUGAUAACGGGGCUCAAUAAGACGGUGCUGUCCCGUCUGCCGCCCUCUCUGCUGCUCAUCAAGGUGGAGAGCGUGAUGAUGGGAGCCGCCUUUCUCGCCAUGAUUAUUUUCCUUGCUCUCUGUGGUGCGGCGUACCGGCCAACGGAGGAGAUCGACCUUCGUAGCAUCGGAUGGGGUAACAUCUUCCAGCUGCCCUUCAAGCACCUGCGGGAUUAUCGCAUACGUCUGCUCUGCCCCUUUUUCAUCUACAGCGGCUUUGAGAUGCUGUUCGCCGUGACGGGGCUCAUGCUGUCUUACGGCGUCUGCUCUGUUGGCUUGGAGAAUCUGUGGGCCUUGGUCAUCGCGUACGGCUUGUCGGCGUCCAUCUUCUCGGCGCUGCCUCCGCUGCUGAUGUGGCUGCCCCGCUGGGUUCCGCUCCUCACGGGGGCCGCGCUGCACCUCUGCAUACUAGUCGGGCUGAUGAUUUGGUCCCCAAAGCCACGCAACCCAGACCUAGAACCCGGCCUCCUGGUUCUGAUCGCUGCAUGGGGAUUGGGCACGGCGCUGAACAAGACCGGCCUGAGCACUCUGCUCGGCAUGCUGUACGAGGAUAAAGACAGGCUGGACUUUGUCUAUACAAUAUAUCACUGGUGGCAGGCCAUCGCCAUCUUUGUCGUGUACCUGUGGUCCGGACUUCCCAUGAGGGCCAAGCUCUCCAUCGUCUUGGUCACCCUGUUGGUAUCAUGCCUUUGCUACCUGCUGAUGGAGCGUCGGCUGAUUAUGAAGGUGCCUUACCGACUGCCCCGGAUUCCCCGACCACGACACAAGGUCAAAGGUUAUCGCUACCUGGAAGUGGACGAUUCCGACGAAUCGGACGUGGACAAGAGCGAGGAUGAGAUGGUGGAGAGGGAUGAGGCGGACAGGGACGCGUCCUCACAAGGCUCCGACGUGGAUCUGAGGGAGGGGGAGGUGCAGAGAGGAGGGGGGGCGCGACGGAGGCGUGACAACACAUAUGAGCAGGCGGGGGGGAUGGGGUAGUGAACAAAGCAUUGUGUGUGUGUGCAUGUGUGACUGCGAGUGGGGGGGAAGCAGGGGGGCUGAUGACAUACGCCUGUAUUUCUUCCUGUUUCAUCACUUCUACCUGGUGGUUACAACAUCCUUAAAAUAGGGAGGUUUACUUCUUGUUUGCUAGUUCCUCCAGUGUGGGGGGGGGGGGGGUGGGGGUUGUAAUAAAAUUUAAAAAAUAAAUAAACCAAAAGAAUAGCAUGCAGAGAUGUUUAUGAGAACAGAAAAUUCUGACUGGUUUUUGUCAAAUUAACUUUUGUUGUAUGUAUUGUUAAUUCACUGGUUUUGUAUUUGCUUUACGUUUGUAUCUUCAGUUCUUGCUUGUUUUUCAAUUUUUUUUAACCCACUUGUCUUUAUUCUGCUUCUUUCAUAAGAGCCGCUCCUGCUGAGAUGAUUAAAUCCUAUAUUGUUACAUGUUUUGUGGUGACAGAAUUGGACCCGUGGUUUCAGGCUCUGUAUCUUGACAUUUCAGGCUGCAGCUGUCCCAUGUCGCCCCGUACCAUGUGUACGAUAUUAAGUAUAAGCUGUAGCACAAAUAUUGUACAAACCUUUUUUUUUCUUCCUUUUAACCAGUUAAGGAGAAGUUAAUGAAAUGAUUUAUGCUGCAUCAAUCAAUAAAAAGUUUCCAGUAUUAAA